AUGAGAAGGAAAUCAGAGAAGCGUUCAGGUUUGCUACUUAAAGGGAACACAAUGUUCUUAUGCUUACAUGUGUAUCAGAUAUUAAUGCUCCGCCACAACAAGGUUUAUGAUGUGCUUAAUAAAACGCCACCAUGCAAGAAAGCUUUUGCCAUUGUCCCAUUUAUAAUUCGACGACCUUCAUCAAUUGCGAUUCCACAGCAAUCAUUUCAAGUGUAA
Molecule: messenger RNA, 216 nt
Organism: Clunio marinus
Lineage: Eukaryota; Metazoa; Arthropoda; Insecta; Diptera; Chironomidae
Source: the annotation of a GenBank genome assembly